AUGUAUCGCAAUAUCAGCAACAUGCUGCUCGUACUUUUUGCCGUGGUGCUUAUUCUACCGGCAUUUCAAGGCGAGGGAUUUUCAUCUGGGAUUAAAUCUCGUUUUCACUGCUUGGGUUUUACUGAACCGAUGUUGUCUUUAUUUUGCAAACUUAGUGGAUCUAAGCAUGUUGGUGGUCGUCAUCCUUCAUCGUGCCAAGUGACAUGUGUGGAUCGUGACCAAAGGCUGCGGCUGCCAAGAGAAGUUUGCCCC
Molecule: messenger RNA, 252 nt
Organism: Ixodes scapularis (black-legged tick)
Lineage: Eukaryota; Metazoa; Arthropoda; Arachnida; Ixodida; Ixodidae
Exons: 3
Source: RefSeq, a predicted model, not a curated record